GGGGGGCUCGAGCAGAGAUUGAAUUUCAACAGGACAGCAUUCCCAAAAAUGUCAAGACAGACAACGUUAGGCAGCAAGGGACAGGAUAAGAUCGUGGAUGUUCCCUGAGCAAACAACUGGAAGCACAGUUUGAGUGUAACCUGGUGGAGAGUUUAGCUGCCAGUGGACCGAAAGUAGACGGCCAAACAAGGACUUUGUGUAUAUGACAGACGGACAUGAUGACAGAGAGAAAGACAUACCACCUGAUGAGCCACAGGAGGCGAACAAUGUGAUUUUUCAUCCUGCCAUUAGUCUCUGUCAGCAGCUGUUUUACAAUUAACAGGGUUUGCUUUUAAAUCCAGUUGUUCUCAGGAGAGAGGUUAGUAGCGUUCCCUGGCCUGGGACACACACAGGAAUGGACAGCAUUGACCCACAGGACGACGAAAGAGGAAGCAGCGGGAAAGAGAGCGAUGGAGAGAACGACAAACAGCUGAAGAACCAGCUCAACUGCGAGGAAAAAGGAGAGCAGGAGAUCAAAGGGAACGAGAAGGAGAAGAAGACAGAGAGCAGGCGUUCUGUGUCUCUGUGGAGGAACGGAUGGGCGCUGAGUGAAAGACUGGCUAUCAAUGUCUCAGGGAUGCGUUAUGAAACUCAGCUUCGCACCUUAGCCCAAUUCCCUGAUUCCCUGCUUGGUGACGCCGGUCGCAGGUCAAGGUACUUUGACCCGCUUCGAAAUGAGCUCUUCCUGGACCGAAACCGCGCCUGCUUUGAUGCCAUUCUGUACUUUUACCAGUCAGGUGGGAGGCUUCGGAGGCCCACAAACAUACCCCUGGACAUCUUCAUGGAUGAGCUCAUGUUCUACGAGCUGGGAGAGGACGUCAUGAACCGCUUCAAGGAGGACGAAGGUUUUCCAAAAGAGGAGGAGACCCCGUUGCCGUCUAACGAAAUCCAGAAAAGACUGUGGAUGCUGUUUGAGCACCCCGAGUCCUCAUCGGGCGCACGUAUCAUAGCCAUCAUCAGUGUCAUGGUCAUUGUGGUGUCCAUCCUCAUCUUCUGCCUGGAGACACUGCCCGACUUCAGGAAUGAGAAGGAGUCCCGGGAGGAAUAUUUUUACAAGUACCACUCCCUGCCAAAGAACGUCUCUGAGAACAUGCCUCUUCCACAAAGUGCCUUCCACGACCCCUUCUUCCUGGUGGAGACCAUAUGUAUAUGCUGGUUCUCCUUCGAGCUCGUCAUGCGCUUCACUUGCUCUCCCAGUAAGACGCACUUCUUCAAGGAUGUCAUGAACAUCAUCGACUUCAGUGCCAUCCUGCCCUAUUUUGUCACUCUGGGAACGGAGCUGGCGAAGGACAACGACGCCUCUCCAGCCACAUCCUUGGCCAUCAUCAGAGUCAUCCGAUUAGUGAGGGUGUUCAGGAUCUUCAAGUUGUCCCGUCACUCUAAGGGCCUCCAGAUCCUCGGUCAGACACUGAAGGCCAGCAUGCGCGAGCUGGGCCUGCUUAUUUUCUUCCUGUUUAUCGGCGUCAUCCUUUUCUCCAGCGCCAUCUACUUUGCUGAGUCCGACCACACCAACACGGACUUUAUUAGUAUACCACAUGCCUUCUGGUGGGCAGUUGUCACUAUGACCACAGUGGGCUACGGUGACAUGUACCCAGAGACAGUGUGGGGUAAGCUGGUCGGCUCGAUGUGCGCCAUUGCCGGUGUUCUCACCAUCUCGCUGCCAGUGCCCGUCAUAGUUUCCAACUUUAGCUACUUCUACCAUCGAGAGACCGAAUGUGUGGAUCAUACCGAGUACACCCACGUCCAGACGGCUCCGCGGGAGGACGAGGGGCCAGCGGGGGAGGAAAUAGAGGAAGGCAAUGGAGAUCCAGAGGGAGAAUAUUAUGCCAUUGAAGGAACGUGCAACCCUCUGAAUGGGACUCUGCUGGGUGGACUGUGCACGGAGCAGAGCACAGAGUUCAGUGGAGGAAACACGUAUCUGAGGGAACCAUGGGUUACUCAAGUUUAGCGAGGGUGAGUGGUAGUUCGUACCAUCGGACAAGGACACAGUAGGAAAAAAUGACGAAGUGAAUGGAAAAGCAGAAUGAAACACAAUGAAUGAAAAUAGAAAAAACAGAAACAGGAAAGUAAAACCAUUACAGGUAUUUAAUACAGCAUUAACCAGCCAAAUGUUGUAUAAUAUAGCUUUAAGAAAGCAAGACAGUGAGUUUUACAUUCUCAGGGUACAUACAAAUAUAAUAUGAGUUGUUAUUUAUUAAUGCUAUCAGCUUGUGCUUUACAAUGACUUUUUUGAAUGUCUAUUAUGUGCCUUGAAACUAUGAUGUCUUAGUACUGUCACUUUUUGGCUUAACGUUUGAAGUGGAAGCAGGUAGAUUAUUGACUCAUGUCUCAUUACAAUUAAACCAAACGCCAGCAGAACUGUCGCUGCGGACAGAUUGAGUUCUCUCAUAAACCAACCCCACAUUCUCAACAUUCUUCUGUAAGUAAUGAACUAAGUUCACAUUUGAGUAUUUCUGGCUUAAGUGACCCGAAGAGACCGACAUGACCUUCAUCAUGCUGCGAUACGACACUGUUGCAUUACUUAUAAUGACACAGUGGAACCCAUUUGUGUUAAAGAGGAACGUUUUGAUUGCUAUAACAACAUUUCUGUAUUGCUUAAUUAUGCACUCGGUGUUUUUAAUAAAGAUUAUAUUUUAUUAAUUUUCUUAAA
Messenger RNA from Cottoperca gobio, 2689 nucleotides. RefSeq names its product potassium voltage-gated channel, shaker-related subfamily, member 7 (gene kcna7). The transcript has 3 exons. Bases 395 to 1987 code for a protein of 530 amino acids. Gene Ontology annotation, molecular function: protein binding; delayed rectifier potassium channel activity. NCBI's taxonomy places the organism in Eukaryota, Metazoa, Chordata, Actinopteri, Perciformes, Bovichtidae. Gene Ontology annotation, biological process: protein homooligomerization; action potential; potassium ion transmembrane transport. The record is from RefSeq and is a predicted model, not a curated record. Gene Ontology annotation, cellular component: membrane; voltage-gated potassium channel complex.